CAGGUGCCAUUUCUUUUUGGAGUCACUGCCUUUGAGAAAGUUGCUGGCCAUGUGAUUCAUUUGAUAUUCAGAAGAACCGGGAGGCACCUCUUCUUAAGGGAUGAUGAUGAAGGGAAGCCCCCAUUGCUUAGACGCAUGGUAGAAGAUGAUGGUGAAUUGCAAUUCAUGUCUGCUUUGCGUUCAUUCGAGCGCCGGGUUUCUUAUUCAAAUGUUGCGAAUGAUCAUAUUGUUGGCUGGAGAACAUCAUGCAUAAGACGAAAUAGUGAACUGCCCAAGUGGGAAGAACCCUUGAAUGAGAAGUAUCCACAUGUUGUGUAUGAAGAACGGUGCAAAGCAAGUGAUGGUGAGCAGGGUGAUUCCAUUGUAAGGGAAGAUGAUAGUCAAGACAAGCUGGAAGAGGAAUUGGUGACUUUCUUAUCUCGUGUGUCAUGGGAGAAAGUAGAUGUCAGCUUCCAUAACAGCAAAAUUAAAUAUGCAGCUCAUAGUAUUAUCCAGGUAAAAGCCGAGAGUGUGCAUUCAGAAGGUGCAGACAUUAUACAACAUAUGAUUGAUCACUUUGUUCUCUAAAAGUCUCAAUUCUGAAAUGGAGGCCGUUCCCAGGUAUGUGCAUCAUCAAACAUGGGUGUCCUUUGGGUGCAAGCAAGGAUCAAGAUGCAAUAUCUGACUAUCUGUACAUCUGUCCGUAAGCUACAAAUUAAUGAAGCAGCUUAUGAGAGAUCUAAUGUAUUGCUUAUCAGCUUAUGUGCUGCAGUGUACAGAACACUUCAGUCUAACUAUUAAUCAGUUAUGUACCAGAUGUUACCACGUGAGUUGGUUUUUACAGAGGCCUUGCAUAUAUAAUUACUUCUAUGCAGGGAUGGAUUUAAGGGGGGCGCGGGGGCGAGUGCCCCUCUUGGACUUUCAAAUUUUUCUACUAUAUAUAUCGUAUUUUCAUAAAAUUUUCAUACUUUAAUUAGAUAUAUUUCGCCCACCUUGACUUUUAGUUUUCAAAGUUAAUAUAUAGUC
This is a messenger RNA of Cuscuta epithymum, 1005 nucleotides long. The record is from the annotation of a GenBank genome assembly. Lineage: Eukaryota; Viridiplantae; Streptophyta; Magnoliopsida; Solanales; Convolvulaceae.